Messenger RNA from Spinacia oleracea (spinach), 2329 nucleotides. Its product is annotated as organic cation/carnitine transporter 7. Gene Ontology annotation, biological process: transmembrane transport. Gene Ontology annotation, molecular function: transmembrane transporter activity. The coding region runs from base 522 to 2012 and encodes 496 amino acids. The transcript is spliced from 6 exons. Gene Ontology annotation, cellular component: membrane. Lineage: Eukaryota; Viridiplantae; Streptophyta; Magnoliopsida; Caryophyllales; Amaranthaceae. The record is from RefSeq and is a predicted model, not a curated record.
UCCGGCUAAAAUGUUAGAGCAGACUCUGUAAUCCCUAAACUCGCCUAGAGCAUUUACAGCAGUUCCAAUCGAAGUAUACUCUAGCUCAACAAAAAUGGUGGAAGUGCUCGAACGAAGGAGAAUAACUCUAUAGGAGAGAAGAACGAAGGAGGAGAGAGAAAGUAAAAGAGGGUACAGUUGUCAUUUCCUUUGACGGAAAAAAGCGUUGAAGUUAGCGUUGAAGAUAUUUUUGAAUUUUCUAUCCGCCAUGUGCGAACUGCGAAGCCGAUGAAUUUUAAACUGUAGCAUAUUUUACGAAUUUUCCUUUUUAAGGAAACGUCGAAAAAGUCAAAAUGCGUCGGUCAAUUGCUCUAUGCACAAUCUUCUUCAUCUUCAACCCAGAAUCGCAGGAGAGAGAAAAUCAAUCCCGCCAUUGACCAUUGUUGUUGCUUCAAUGUUUCUCGAACUUUCUUGAACGCCUCAUCACUUUUUGAUCGAUUUUCCCUAUACUUAGCUUUGGGAAUCGUGCUAAAAAAAUCCAGAUGGGAGAUGAUACCCAAAAAUACACGGUUGAUGAUGCCCUCAUUGCCAUGGGCUCUGGAAAGUUCCAAAUAUUUCUCCUUGCUUAUGCUGGAAUGGGGUGGAUUGCAGAAGCAAUGGAGAUGAUGCUUCUCUCCUUUAUUGGACCAGCUGUUCAGGCAGAGUGGGGCCUUUCACCUAACAAAGAAAGUAUGAUAACUAGUGUGGUUUUUGCUGGAAUGCUGAUUGGUUCAUAUUCAUGGGGCAUUGUUUCAGAUAAGUUUGGGCGGAGGAAGGGAUUCUUCAUAACUGCAAUUUUUACUUCAACAGCUGGAUUUUGCAGUGCUCUUGCUCCAAACUAUGCAGUAUUGCUUUUCUUUCGUUUCUUUGUUGGUCUUGGUUUGGGAGGAGGGCCUGUUUUGUCAUCCUGGCUUCUGGAAUUCAUUCCUGCUCCCAGAAGAGGUACCUGGAUGUCUCUUUUUUCAGCCUUUUGGACUGUUGGGACUUUGUUGGAGGCUUCAUUAGCUUGGAUUGUAAUGCCGACAUUGGGUUGGAGGUGGUUACUAGCAUUUUCUGCAGUCCCUUCUGCGGUUCUUCUCAUAUUUUACAGAACUGCACCUGAGUCACCAAGAUAUUUGUGUAGGAGAGGUAGGACAGAUGAGGCAGUAGAAAUUUUGGAGAGAAUGGCAAAAUUGAACCAAGCAGAACUCCCACCUGGUAUUCUUGUUUCUGAUCCCGAAGUUGCAAAAAUUACCGAUCUUCCUUCAGAAGAUGCACGUUUGCUAUCACCAAACAAAGAUGAAAAUGGAACUCUUGAUAGCUUGGACUCUAAUUUACAAAAAGGAACUUCAGUCUUCACACUUCUUUCACCACAACUACUGAGGUCAACCCUGCUCUUAUGGGUAGUGUUCAUUGGAAAUGCAUUUGCGUAUUAUGGCCUUGUGUUGUUGACGACUGAACUGAGCAACAAGAAUAAUACAUGUACUCCAACUCAUACACAGUCAGUGUCUGCAAAAUCUGCAGAUGUAAACUACAAAAAUGUUUUCAUUACCAGUUUUGCAGAGUUUCCAGGGCUACUUCUGUCAGCAGCAAUGGUGGAUAGAGUUGGUCGCAAGGUUUCUAUGGCAUCUAUGUUCUUCCUUUGUUGCCUUUUCCUACUACCAUUGGCCUUCUAUCAGUCUGGGGGUUUAGUAACUCCUCUUCUAUUUGGUGCUCGCAUAUGCAUCACAUCGACAUUCAAUAUUGUGUAUAUAUAUGCCCCAGAGGUAUACCCAACCUCAGUUCGAACAACUGGUGUAGGAGUAGCCAGCUCAAUGGGAAGAAUCGGUGGAAUGACCUGCCCCCUUGUGGCAGUGAGUCUAAUUCAUGGCUGUCACCGAACUGCAGCCAUUCUUCUGUUUGUGGCCAUUAUCUUUGUUUCUGGUGUAUCUGUCAUGUUGUUCCCGUUGGAAACAUCUGGCCGUGAUUUAAGUGACGAAGUAUCUGACUUGAAUCGGGAGGUUGAAUUAUCCUGAAUUCCACCUGUAAUUUACAAAGUAUUAUUUGUGGAUACAAGUUGACAUAUCAUGACCCUCACAGAGUCACAGAUAUAGAAAAUUCAUUCCAAAGGAUCCAUAACUAUAGGCUACAGAAAAUAGCAGUUAGUUUUCAUUUUAGCUUUGGAGGUUAGCAUUGAGAUAGUUAAGGCCAAGGAGUUCUUGCAUUUCUGUUGUAAUCUUGUAACUGAUCAAUUGACUAGGAGAUGUACCAUAAAGUUUUGUCAUAGAACAAAUUCAUUUAACCUGUAAAUUUUUUCGUAAUUUGGCUGAGAUACCUAAUCUUAAUUUCUGAA